This is a messenger RNA of Metarhizium robertsii ARSEF 23, 1545 nucleotides long. RefSeq names its product Cytochrome P450 CYP620C3. Gene Ontology annotation, molecular function: iron ion binding; heme binding; monooxygenase activity. The record is from RefSeq and is a predicted model, not a curated record. The transcript is spliced from 2 exons. NCBI's taxonomy places the organism in Eukaryota, Fungi, Ascomycota, Sordariomycetes, Hypocreales, Clavicipitaceae. The coding region runs from base 1 to 1545 and encodes 514 amino acids.
AUGUUCCAGGUUAUUAUUGCCCUCUUAGGGACUCUGUUCGUAUACUAUUUGUCUCGAAAGAGGGGCAAGUCCAACCUCCCACCUGGACCGAGAGGUCUGCCCAUCGUUGGCAACAUCAUGCAUCUCCCGCCGAAGGGCAUGCCGGAAUACCAGCACUGGCUCAAAUUUAAAGACAUUUACGGCUCCAUCAGCUCUGUUACCGUACUUGGUACUACACUUAUUAUAAUCCACGACAGGAAGGCAGCACACGAUAUUCUGGAGAAGAACUCGUUGAAGACAUCAGGGCGACCAAAAUUUUAUUUCGGAAGUGAUUUAUGUGGUUACGGAAAGCUCCUUUCGUUCUUGCAAUACAACGAUACCUUCCGACACCACCGUAAGUUGGUGCAUCAACAGCUGGGUACAAAGACAGCGAUAGCGCGCUUCCGGGACAUUCAAGACGUCGAGUCACGCCGGUUUCUUUUGCGAGUACUGGACGAUCCCCUCAAAUUGACACAACAUAUCAAGACACCGCGAAGCGCCGACCCAUUAGUCCUUUUGAUUGAGCGUAUGAUGAAUGAGUUUUCCCUUGCAUUUCGUCCUCUAACCUGGGCUGUCGAUGUCAUACCUAUUCUCAAGUAUCUUCCAGAAGGUUUACCAGGCACUUCAUUCCAAAAGACAGCUCGAAAGUGGAACAAGGUUACUCGCAUGGUAAUCGAAACUCCCUAUGCGUUUGUUCGCCAACAGAUGACGAAGGGGGUCCAUCGGCCGUCAUACGUCGCUUCACUAGUUACACAUCAUGAAAAUGAUAGCAGAGGAAAUAUCAACUGGAAAUAUGAAGAGAAUGCUAUCAAGAGGACAGCCGCAAUUAUGUUUGCAGGUGGGGCUGACACUACUGUGACUUCUAUCACCGGCUUUAUCCUAGCGAUGCUACUUUUCCCAGCAAUCCAGAAAAAGGCCAAAGACGAAAUUGAUCUCAUAAUUGGGGUUAGCAGGCUACCACAAUUGGAAGAUAGAGAUAAGUUGCCCUAUGUCAGUGCUUUAGUAAAGGAAACACUCCGGUGGCUCCCUGUUGCGCCAUCAGGAGCAACCCACACAACCGACGAGGCAUUCGACUACAAUGGAUAUUAUAUCCCAAAAGGAGCAAAUCUGAUGCCUGCGGUAUGGUGGUUCUUGCACGAUCCACAGACCUACUCAGACCCAUCUGCUUUUGAUCCUGACAGGUAUCUGGAACCCCGCAAUGAGCCUGACCCGGCGAGUGAAGCUUUUGGAUACGGCCGUAGAAUCUGCCCAGGGCGGUACCUGGCUGAUGAGAGUCUUUUUUUGACAAUCUCACGUUUGUUGGCCGUCUUCGACAUCAAUAAAGCUGUUGAUAAGCGGGGGGAGGAGAUUGUUCCCGAGAUAAAUAUCACACCUGGCUUAAUCGGUCACCCGCGCGAGUUCCCCUACAUCAUCAAGCCAAGAAGUGCGAAGCACGUGGAUCUGAUACGAUCCAUUGAGGUGGACCAUCCAUGGGAAGAAGGUGACGCUGGUCUCCUGUCUCCGUCAUUGGGACUUGACGAAGAAUAA